Setaria italica (foxtail millet) is the source of this 4803-nucleotide messenger RNA. RefSeq names its product BRCT domain-containing protein At4g02110. Bases 336 to 4595 code for a protein of 1419 amino acids. NCBI's taxonomy places the organism in Eukaryota, Viridiplantae, Streptophyta, Magnoliopsida, Poales, Poaceae. The transcript has 10 exons. The record is from RefSeq and is a predicted model, not a curated record.
CGAUGGAUCCUACCACCUCCAUCCCCAGGCAAUAAGGGAUGUGCAGAGUUGCAGAAGUCCAGUCCUCACCAUCUUCAUCUUCCCCCGCCCUUGAGAUGAGCAAACCUGAAACGAAAAUUAGUUAAAAAAAAAAGAAUGGGUAUCGAAAAUAAAGCCCAACAGUCGUCGGCCCAUGGUCUCCUCGUCCAGCACGAUAGCCCGCGCCGCGCGCCGCGAAAAGCAAAAUCCUCAUUUCCCUCCUCCGUUUUCGAAUCCCAUUUCCCCAUAUUCCCAAAGGAAUCACGCGACGCGCGCAACAAUUCGCGGCGACCUCCAACCCUAACCCCAAUCUCCUCAUGCCCCCGCACGCCGACGGAGACGCCGAAGCGCGCCUCUUCGCCGGCGUCCGCUUCGCGCUCCACGGCUUCAACACGCUCUCCGAGUCCCAGUAUCGCUUAGAGAUAGAACGGUGCGGCGGCGUCCACGCCGGGGCUUGGGACGGGGACUGCACCCACGUCAUAGUUUCCGACACCUUAUAUGAUGACCCAGUAUGCGUGGCGGCGCGGAAGGACAAGAAGAAGGUUGUCACCGAGCAUUGGGUGGAGGACAGCUUCGAACUUGGAGAGUUGGCUGAUGCAGAUCGGGUAAUAUACGCGCCAGUCAGAGAUGUCAAAGGCAUUCCGGGUAGUGAUGAACUUCACAUUUGCUUGACGGGGUACCAGAAGAGUUGGCGUGAAGACAUAAUGAGAAUGGUUUCUUUGAUGGGAGCGCACUUCUCCAAGUCUUUGAGAGCAAGCGAAGACACCCAUCUCAUUUGUUACAAGUUUGAAGGUGAGAAAUACGAGCUUGCUAGACAGGUGAACAUCAAAAUUGUGAAUCACCGGUGGCUGGAAGAAUGCUUAAAGGCAUGGGAGAUUCUUCCAGUUGAUGAUUAUACGAAAAGUGGUUGGGAAGUAGAGAUAAUGGAAGCACAAGCUAAGGACUCUGAAGAUGAAAGAGAAGAUGUUGGUAGAGGCUCAUCAAGUGGUAGACAUAUUAUCAGAAGCACCCCUGUUGCAGAGAUUAGAACAAAAUCUCAUGUUGAUUCUGCUGUGGGUGCACCCAUUCGAGGUCCUACUAUCUCUACUAGCAAUGCAGAUGGUGCUACAGGAAGACACUUGGGCACUCCAGAACCGAUUAUGAAAGCAGAAGAUGCGAGCACAAAGUCAUUUGGCAUCAGAGCUGAUUCAGGAGGUGCCCCUGACACAAAAUAUGCUACAAUUUCUGUUGAUGGGGAUGCCCAUAAAACUUGCCCCUCUCGCGUUUAUGAGAGUGAGAAUUGUGAGUCUCCUGCAGAUCAGGUCAGUAGGGAUAAAGCUAAAGGUGAUCACAAAAGGGAACCUGACACUAGGGCUAGUACCCUCUGUACUCCCAGUGUACAUAAAAGCAUUGCUACUGCUAUUCCAGCAGACAACACAAAGAAUAUUGACAGGAACUCUACGCACAGCUCCAAUCAGUUCAAUGUCAACAAUGAUCUUCAGUCAAACUCUUCUGAAGAAAAUUGCUCCAAGAAAACAGUACACUCAACAGAAAUGAGCAGAAAGGUAGAUCAGAAGGAUGAUGGGCAUAUACCUGAUCCCCAACACACCAUUUCUGAGUCAUUUGCUGAAGAAAAGCUACGCAAGCGAGAGUCUAAUCUAGGACCAGAAGACAAGUCAGCAUCAAGAAAUAACCAAAUUUUAGGCUAUUCCAGAAGGCGAUCUUCAAAGUCAGUAUCACCUGAGGCUAAUUUAAGAUCAGUUCAUCAAACAACAUCGUCUCAGUGUUUCGAGGGGAAUACGUCAAGGACUGAGUUUAAUGUUACACCAAGAAAGAAUAAUCAGGAUUUUAGUUGGCACGCUGACACCCAAGGCCUGCAAGAAAAUGAAGUGAUAAAGCAUGUUGUCAAUAGAUCAGGUGGUGGACAUGCUCAGAGGAGGAAGAGCAUUCUUGCUUCAUUCAGUUCAAAGGCACCGAAUGAAGCCCCAGACUCAGAGACUGGAAUAUCAAGUAGCCCUUUAUCAAGCAAGGAAAGUGCAUCUGAAGCAGCUGUUUCUAAUCUGGGUAGAAGCCCUGCUGAAUCUACCAAAGUUGAUGGUCAUCUAAACAGUGGUCCAACUGUGAAUUUUUCAGAGAAGCAAAUGCCUGGCUCAUUUAAAAGCAACUUGUUAAGUAAUAGGAGGACAUCUUUGAAGCUUGCAAGCCCUGCUGAAGUAGAAAAGCUUCCUGAAAAUUCUGCUAAUGAGAAGAAUAUGGGGGCACUGGGUGAAGUAAAUGCACCAGCACUGCAUGAGACAACAAUUGAGAAGCAUUGUGCUAUAUUCCCUUCUGUCAAUUCUGAAGUUAGAAAAGAAAGUUCAGGUGUCUCUCUUCAAAAUCAGGACACUGAGAUGAUUGAUCCUGAGCAGGUAAACAAAAUCGAAGCUGCAGCUCCUUGCUCAAAACCUGAGAAGGUGGUUUGUCACCAGGAAUUGGAAGCAGAUCCUAAGGAUAUCCCAGUUAACGAGAUCACUGAUAAAGAUGGAACAUUUCCCCCGAAAGUAUCAACUUCUAGAGUGAGGAAUUUUGGUGCCAAGAGGUCUCGAAAUGCUGGCAGUAAAGCAGCUCCUCAAUUGAUUAAUAGCAAAAGUGAGGUUGCACCUUCUAAGCCCAUGCACGAUAAAGUUGCUUCUCAUGAAAACGUAGAGACGCAACAGGCGGAAGCAUGUUGUAGUCCAAAUGCUGCCAAAAGUACACCUUUGUUUCCUGCAGAAGUCCUGAGCAACAAAUCAAGAAAUGAAGUUCGGAGCAGCUCUCUGGGUCCCAACCGUAAGAUGAAUGAAUCACUAAUGGCUUCCAGGGCAGAGUCUGUUAAUAUGCCUCUGCAGAGAAAUACAAAGGGGAGCCACAGAAAGCUUUCAAGCACUGCUAGUGUGGAUGAAAAUCAAGGAAGUUCAUCUCAGAGGGUGCCAAAUUCCAAAUCAAGUAAAUCAGUUGCAGAGGGGUGUCGUACUGCUGAUGCUGAUAUGGCCGAUUCACCAACUAUUGAAAAAACUGAGACAAUACCAUCAAAGUCAAGUUUUAGUGAGGCGGUCCCUCCACAAAAUGGAGAAGAAAACCAUCAAAAGAUUUUAACCAGUGCAAGUGAAGCUGACCAUGGAGUAUGUACAGCAAAUAAAGUAACAGACAACAGAGUGCGCAAGGUAGUAGCCAAGAGGAAAUUGUCUGCUGUCCAAAAGAAAAAAUCUGGCAGUGUAUCGGUAUCUGAAGAUAAAUCUGUCUCAUCAGCAAGAGCUGCACAGAGUUCUAGAAAUGCUAACAAGGUAAUGGUGGAUCAAGAGCUGCAGAACACCAAAGAGGAUAGGACGAAUGAUACCUUUGGAUCAUUAUGCAAAGAUGCCAUAAAAGGGAGAUCGAAAGACAUGCAGAGUUCUAAAUCGAGGAGCAACAAGAGACAAAAAACUGCAGAUUUAGUGGAUGAUUCUACAGAUUAUGACAAGGAGAACAUACCAGUCAAUAGUAAUUUCACUUCCAAAACAAGAGCAGGAAACAACAGCAUGAGUUCCAAAUCCACCACAAAAGCAUUACAAAAUAGCAAAAUUGUGCUUGAUGACUGCGGUAUGAUAGAAGGAAAUAAUCGUGGAACCUUGAACAUGUUGGAACCAACUUGGUUUAUGUUAAGUGGACAUCGCCUGCUGAGAAAGGAGUAUAAGGCGAUACUUAGACGUUUGAAAGGCAGAGUUUGCAGGGAUUCACAUCACUGGUGUUUCCAAGCAACACAUCUUGUCACCACUGAGCUCCGCAGGACUGAAAAAUUCUUUGCAGCUGCAGCUGCUGGCAGGUGGAUACUCAGGCCUGAUUACUUGACUGCUUGCAAUGAGGCUGGCAAGUUCUUAGAGGAAGAGCCAUUUGAGUGGCAUGGUGAUGGCCUCAACAGCGGUGAUACAAUUAGCUUGGAUGCUCCAAGGAAAUGGCGCCAACUGAAGCUGCGUACUGGCCAUGGUGCUUUUUAUGGGAUGCGGGUCAUCAUAUAUGGAGAAUGCAUUGCUCCAACACUGGACACACUAAAGCGCACGAUCAAAUCUGGUGAUGGCACCAUCUUAGCAACCUCCCCACCGUACACCCGGUUCCUCAAGUCCAGCAUCGAUUUUGCUGUUGUAUCUACGGGCAUGCCAAGUGUAGAUGCAUGGGUGCAGGAGUUCAUGAGGCACAACAUCCCUUGCAUCUGCGCAGAUUACCUGGUGGAGUACGUGUGCAAGCCCGGGUACCCCCUGAGCAAGCACGUCCUCUUCAACAUGCACGAUCUAGCGGAGAAGUCCCUGCAGAAGCUACUGAGGAACCAAGAAGACGUGAUGGAUGCCGACACCGAAGAGGAAGGCGAGGCUGAUGUAGGCUGUUCUACCUGCGGAUCAAACGAGCAGGAAGGUCUCAUGCUGACAUGCGGCGGCAGCGGUGGGAAGCAGGCCGGGUGUGGGGUUCGCGUGCACGUGGAUUGCUGCAACCCUCCGGUUGAAGCUGCCCCAGAUGGCGAGUGGCUGUGCAGCAAGUGCGACCAAGGAAAAUCUGCAAAGAAGGCUAAGAAGUCUGCUGGGAAAUCAAGAGUGCUGAAACGCCGAUGAUCCUAUUGCGUGGCGGCAAGUGUAGCUGCGUUUUUAUAAUUUAUAGUAGAAAGAAUAAUUGAGAUUUGUGCCUUUGUGACCAACUUUUCAGGAGAUGCCCGCUCAGCAUUUCCAAGGAUCAACAGUGGUCUGUCUGGAGGUUUAGUAUACAGCCUGCAGUUCAUCAAUAUAUGAAAACCAAUGCUUAAUUAAGGUUGUUAAAUUUGGA